Molecule: messenger RNA, 324 nt
Organism: Phytophthora sojae
Lineage: Eukaryota; Oomycota; Peronosporomycetes; Peronosporales; Peronosporaceae
Exons: 1
Coding region: 1-324 (107 amino acids)
Source: RefSeq, a predicted model, not a curated record
AUGCAGCAGGCGCUACGUGUGGUCUGGAACAAGCUGCGCAACGGCGUUGGAAGCUCGGGCGAGAACAGCGCUGGCUACAUCAACCUGCUGGGCGAAGUGCUGCCCUGGAUCGUGCACGCGUGCUCGCAGAACGCCGACCUGAGCACGGAGCUGGUGCAUUUCUUGUUGAAGCUGCAGAGACAGCUGCAGAGUGGCUCGGGUAGCAGCAAGAGGGACAGCAGUCGGAGGGUAGCAGCAGAGUCGACUGGGAAGCCCCAAGAGCAGCGACAGCUUCUGGAGCAGGUGCUACGUGACACGUACGCCUCGUUGAUUGAGCAGAUUUAA